AUGGAUCUGACACAAUUUCGAAGGAUAGACCUAAUUCAGGUGUGCAAGGAAUUCGAAAUUUCGGUAGGCAAUGCGGCCAGGAAAGCGCAAGUCAUAGAGGCGAUUGUAAACGCCGAACUAGACCAGGACGAUGUGACGGAAACCCUCAACGAGUUAGAAAGGAAACGACAGGAAGAGAAAGAGAAAGAGAAAGAAAAGCAGAAAAAGGAAUCGCAGGCUCUAGAGGUGGAAAGGUUAAAGCUAGAACUAGAACUUCGCAGAGAAACGGCGAGCGCUUCGCAUGCAAGGCUGCCAGUCGCAAGGUCAGAGAACGUAGACAUGUCCAGGCUUUUACAACCUUUCAAGAUUGGCCAGGACAUUGGUCUGUUUCUGGUCAAUUUUGAGCGCGCAUGCGAGAGGGAGGGCUACGCUGAAGAGAGUUGGCCCGCCAGGCUUAUGACAGUAAUUCCCUGCGAGGCGGCCGAUACUAUAGCACGUCUUUCGGCCGAAGACGCGAAAAGCUACGAAAAGGUGAAACAGGGUCUGCUCAAACGGUUUCGCUUAUCCGCUGAGGCUUUCAGGCUGAGGUUCCGCGACGGUGAAGGCAGAAACACUAGUAGCUUUGCCGAACGUGGGUUUGACAUUAAGGCAAACCUACGUGAAUGGAUGAAAAGUGCCGAAGCUUUCGGUAAUGCCGAUAAAGUCCUUGAAGUGAUUGCGCUCGAGCAGUUCUUUCAGGAAAUUCCUGAAAAUAUUCGAAAUUGGAUACGCGACAAGUCUGGGGUUGCUACAAUAGAAGCAGCCGCCGACUUAGCAGAUGAGUACGUCUCUGUAAGGGGAAUGGACAUAAAGGAGUCCACGAAGAAAAAUAGGUCAGGCCCCGUAAACGGGAAAGCGCGCGAGCAAAAGGCGAACGAGGAGAACCCGAAGAAUGGCCAGGCUAGAGGGGAUCAGAAAAGAAAAGAAGGGCGCGACGACAAGGAGAAAGUAAAAGCUUUUGAGAAAAAACAGCCCGUCGUGUGUCACAAAUGCAAAUGCGAAGGUCAUAUUGCGAUAGGUUGCAGGAAUACUCGUGUCGCGAUGGCCUAUGAAAGUGGGAGUAGCGAAAGCGAAGAUGAACUAAUGAAACCAUAUUUGCAUCAGCUCGAAGUCAACGGAAUCCCGUGCACUGUCUUACGAGAUAGCGGGGCGAGUCUAGAUUUAGUCCACCCGUCGUUAGUUUCGCGCGAGAAUUACCUGAGUAAAUGUGCAUGGAUUCGUCAGGUAGUGGAGGAACAGACGGUAUGCUUGCCAGUAGCGGAGGUGACCCUAAAGGGAAAGUUUGGAGAGAUCCGUACCGAAGCCGCGGUGAGUGACCGUCUCCCCGAGAAGUACAUGUACUUGUUGUCAAAUCGGACAGCUCAUAUGAUGCGUAAAGCCGGAAUGAAGUUAGAGACUGAAACAGUUUGCGCAUUGACCAGAGCUAAGGCGCGAGAACUGAGGGCCUUGAAAGAUGCCGAAGUAACCGCGCAACAGAGCGAAGCCGAUGCCACACGUGGCGUCGAACAUGCGAGUAACAAGGCGAGUACUGAUAGCUCAGACAACUCGGGCGGGAGUACGGGGGAGUUUCUUGCACCUACGAGCGGAGCGUUGUCUAAUUUGAUCAGGGUAGACAGAGACACUCUUGUCGAACUCCAAAGAGAAGACGAGUCCCUCACCAAACUACGCGAUAUCACGAAGGAAGGGAUAGCUAACAAGAAUGUCAAAAUCACUAAGAGAGACAAUGUCUUGUAUCGCCACUAUGAAGACAGGAACGGAAGGGUGGUAGAUCAACUGGUUGUACCCAAGAGCUUGCGCGCCGAUGUUUUGCACCUGUGUCACAGCAACUCCUGGGCAGGACAUUUAGGGAUACGCAAAACGAAGCAGCGCCUACUUCAGGAGUGGUACUGGCCGGGGUGCUUUAAAGACAUAGAGAAUUAUGUCAGAGCUUGCGACACGUGCCAGAGGGUGGGUAAGCCCAAUGAGCGUACCAAAGCGCCUCUAACUCUGGUACCGAUCAUUACUGAACCGUUUCAGCGCUUAGUGAUAGACGUGGUCGGACCGCUGCCUGCGUCCAAAAACGGGAGCAAAUAUGUGUUGACCAUGAUUUGCCCAGCUACUAAAUUUCCCGAGGCGAUACCCCUAAAGGAACAGACGUCUCCUGAGAUCGUAGACGGUCUACUCUCCGUUUUCGCGCGGAUCGGUUUUCCUAAAGAAAUCCAGUGCGAUAACGGUUCUGUCUUCACCAGUGCGUUAACUACGACAUUCCUAGAAAAGUGUGGAAUUCGCGUCAUCCACAGCUCGUUGCACCACCCCCAAUCGAACAGUGUCGAAAAAUGGCACUCGGCAUUGAAACGUGUUUUGAGAGCAUUAGCCCACGAGUACAAGACGGACUGGGAAUUAGGGCUGCCAGGCGCUAUGUUCGCGCUCCGAUCGGUUCCGCACGAGGCCACUGGGUUUAGUCCAGCAGAACUGGUCUACGGACGUUCGUUGCGUUCGCCUAUGCGGUUAGUUAGAGAGAGAUGGGAGAGUAACCAGACUGACACUACAGUGCUAGAGUACGUCCUCGAUCUCCUGCAAAGGUUACAAGAUUCGCGUGAGGUGGCCGAGGCUAACAUGAAAGAAGCGCAACAAAGAGCGAAGUCGUAUUACGACCGUAAUUUGCGACCUAGGCUGUACCAAGAGGGGGACAAAGUUCUUGUAUUACGCCCUACGAGGGCUAACAAACUCCAGGUGCACUGGGACGGGCCCUUUACUGUGUUACGCAAGUUGUCAGACACAACGUACAUGAUUCAGUUUAGGGGGAGAAAGAAAGAAGUGCGCACUUACCACACUAAUCUAAUGAAGCCCUAUAUAAGCGUGACUCAUGUGGUAAGCGUGGCCUUAAAUGCCCCGGAAGAACAACCCUCGGACGUUCCUGAAUGGGGCGACAUUGGAGAUAACCAACCCACCGUAGACGAGAUCGUUCGGACGGUUGUAGGGAAGAUAGAGCUAUCGGAAGAGGAAACAGAUGACAUCAGGCGACUUAUUCGAGACUUCGAGGGACUAUUCUCGGAUAUCCCCGGCAAGACUGACCUGAUCACACACGACAUAGAACUUACCACCGAAGGUCCCGUGCGAUCGCGUCCGUACCGCAUUUCCCCGCGACAGGAGGGCAUUAUGAGAAAGGAAGUUGAAAGGAUGCUCGAGCUCGGUAUAGUCGUGGAGGGAGACAGCGACUUUGCGUCGCCGAUGAUCAUCGUGGAGGUACCUGGCAAAGAGCCGAGACCCUGUAUCGACUACAGGAAACUCAAUGCGGUAACGAAAAACCAGGUCUAUCCGAUACCGAACAUUGAAGAACGUGUCGAGAAAGUGAGCCGAGCGAAAUUCAUUUCUACUCUCGAUCUUAUAAGGGGGUACUGGCAGGUACCGAUGAGCGAGAAGGCCAGACGUUAUGCCGCAUUCACGACUCCGUUCGGCACAUUCGUGCCACAGAUGCUCAGUUUUGGGUUAAAGAAUGCGCCGUUUUGUUUUUCCCGGUUAAUGGACAAUGUCCUGCGUGGAGCGGAAAAAUAUGCGGUGCCCUAUCUGGACGACAUCGCCAUAUUUUCAGAUUCUUGGCAGGAACACUUGAAUCAUCUCAGAGAUGUUUUUGGGCGGUUAAAGAGAGCCGGACUGACUCUCAAAGCCAGUAAAUGUCACCUAGCCCAGGCCGAAGUUCUGUAUUUAGGACACAGGGUAGGACAGGGCAAGCGCCAGCCAGCAGAAUUGAAAGUCUCAGCGAUAGCGGAGUUUCCCCGCCCUCAGAGCAAGGCUGAAGUUCGUGCCUUUCUUGGAUUAACGGGAUAUUACCGGAGUUACAUCCGUCAGUACUCGGAGAUAGCUAGCCCGUUGUCAGAUGCGCUCCGAAAGACAGCACCCACAAAGGUAGUGUGGGAUGAUGCGAAAGAGGGAGCGUUUCAAACUUUGAAGGCCGCGUUGACUAAGCCACCGGUUCUCAUGGCUCCGGACUUUAACAAGCCGUUCAUAGUCCAAUGCGACGCUAGUAACCGCGGGAUGGGAGUUAUCCUUUGCCAAAAGGGCGCCGAUGACCAAGAGCACCCAGUUUUGUACGCCAGCAGAAAGCUCUCGGUGAGGGAAGAGGCCUAUAGCGCCUCCGAAAAGGAGUGCGCCUGCUUAGUCUGGGCUACCCAAAAGUUGUCCUGCUACCUGUAUGGAACAAAUUUUGCUUUCGUGACAGACCACUGUCCACUGACGUGGUUGAAUCAGAUGUCCGGGAAAAACCCUCGUCUACUUCGGUGGAGUUUGGCGCUACAACAACAUAACUUUGAAGUUCGGUACAAAAAGGGAAAGGCUCACGUCAACGCCGAUUGUUUAAGCCGAACGUGA
Molecule: messenger RNA, 4365 nt
Organism: Ornithodoros turicata
Lineage: Eukaryota; Metazoa; Arthropoda; Arachnida; Ixodida; Argasidae
Exons: 1
Coding region: 1-4365 (1454 amino acids)
Biological process (GO): DNA integration
Molecular function (GO): nucleic acid binding
Source: RefSeq, a predicted model, not a curated record